AACUCGGCCGAAACAGCCGCCGCUUCUUCUUCUUCUUCUUCUUCUUCCGCCGCUCUCAACCUCCGCAUCAGUCACUGGACCGCGCCUACUGAAAACCGAGCGCGCCCCAUGUCGCCGCGAGAUUGAACGCCGGUCCACCGGAGGCCGUCGCGAUGGCGAACCCGAGGAGGCCCUCGUACGCCGCGGCCGGCGGCCCGGCCGCCAUCAGCCUGGAGAGCGCGCAGGCGUCGCCGGCCGCCGCCGUCCUGGCCCAGAGAAGCGCCUUCUCGUACUCGUCCGUCGUCAACUUCCUCAAGAAGCCCCACGCCAUCCCCAUCCUCCUCUCCGCCUUCCUGCUCAUCACCUGGAUCUCCCUCCGCCUCCAGGCCAGCUCCUCCGCCGCCUCGCGGUUCGCUUCCAGCCGCGACGGCGAGCGGCGGAGGGAGGAGGACGACCGCAAGGCGAACCUCGUCAGGUUUCCCCUCGGCUCCUUCAGCGACAAGCGCGGGUGGCUCGUCGAUCCCGCCUCCGUCGCGCUCGAUAACGGCAUUCGAGGGGGAGCUGUGACCUGUGCCUCGUUCCAUGUCGGCGAAAUCCGCCCCCGCGGUGCGAGGGCGAAUCACAGGCACCACACCUGUAACGAGACGUUCGUCAUUUGGGGUGCUAAGACCAAAUUCAGGCUGGAGAGCAGUGAGAUGGGUGACAAAACUUAUGCUGAAGUAGUUGUUGCUGCUGAUGAGGUUGCUGUUGCAGCAAGUCCAAGUGGUACAGCUCAUGCCUUGAUAAAUGUGGAUCCUGUACAUACUACAUUCUUCAUUGGGUGCCAGGAUAGUGUAAUAAACUAUAACAGCUCCAGUACAGACUAUCGUGUUUGGAAAGAUCUCUAAGUCAUGUCAAAUAUGGCGUUGCCUUCUUGGUUGUUUAACUCAAGUCUGAUAUAUUAACUACCUAGUCUAGUUUUCUUUCCCUUUUGCUGGCAUCUGCAAGUCGUUUGAAUCAGUCACAUUCAAUCAGAUGUAAUUCAAAAGUUGAUAUGUACAAAAAGCAAUGGCCAACAUCUGGCUUGUCAGCCACUUUUCCUUUUCUUGUUUUGGAAGUUGACAAUGAUAUUCUGCUUGGUGCA
This is a messenger RNA of Eucalyptus grandis, 1102 nucleotides long. RefSeq lists its product as uncharacterized. The record is from RefSeq and is a predicted model, not a curated record. The transcript is spliced from 3 exons. Lineage: Eukaryota; Viridiplantae; Streptophyta; Magnoliopsida; Myrtales; Myrtaceae. The coding region runs from base 153 to 866 and encodes 237 amino acids. Gene Ontology annotation, cellular component: endosome; trans-Golgi network.